Molecule: messenger RNA, 4667 nt
Organism: Somion occarium
Lineage: Eukaryota; Fungi; Basidiomycota; Agaricomycetes; Polyporales; Cerrenaceae
Source: the annotation of a GenBank genome assembly
GAGCACGUGGGAGAUCUGAGAUGGGUGCGCAGCUUGACUGCGGAGUAGCAGCAGAGGAGUUGGAAGAGAAAGACUGCACAGAACGCUGUCAGCUCUCCCUAUGGUCCUCUCGCAGCAUCUCCGCAGCCGCUAGUCCCUCUAUCCCUCUCUACCCAGAACCACCGUGUUCACAAGAGCGUUUUGCUUUCGCUCGCCGUCCACCAUGCCAGACGAGUCUUCUCAGUUACUCGCACCCUCUAGGAAGGGCAAGGAGCGCCAGGCUCCUCAGCCGACAGAUAUCGCAGAGAAGCUCUAUGCUCUCCAGCGGAAACAAGCCCAGAUGAGCAGGCCGAAGGAGCGACCAGAACGAGCCCAUCCUUCUUCGUCUUCUACUUCACGAGUCGCCGCCGCACGCUCACCCUCGCCUCGAAAACUUCUUGCACCUAAUCCCAAUAUCAUCGUCUCCCGCUCGCAUUCUCCUGAACCAGACGUACAAGACUUUUCACGUCGCCUCAAGAUCUCCCCGGCUUCACCGCGAGCUGCUCACUCUCGAGCCCAGAACGGUUCCUCCAGUCACCCAGUCGCCAAGUUGUACAACCCCAACGCUCCCGAGCCGGGUCGAAAAGCGGUCAUAACCGCAGAACCAGACGCCAUGUCGGAUGGUGCUUCUAGUUCUUACGCCCCGCGAGCUGGCGUUCCCUCCCGGACCCAUCAGCCUGCGCAGUCGUCUCGCGCAGCAGGGGGGGAUGGCCAUAGGCUUUUUGACCCGAGGAAGGACAACCCGACCAAGUUCUUCCCUCGAGGUGGCAGCCCCAACAUGAGCUCACGACCUACGCCGACGCCCAAGUCGUCGGGCGAUUACAUCUCUGCCUCGUCGACGUCUUCUGCUUCGUAUGCCCAUUCGUUUAUAUCUUCCAACUUUACGCUUUCAUCGACGACCACUGAUUCGUCCGCUUCUUCCGCCAUCUUCGAUCACGAACGACGAUCGGAAGAAAGCUCAGGGCAAACAAGCGCGCUAUCGAAUCAAUUGAAGCGUGUGUACAGGUCGAUAAGCACGUUGGAGGAGAAGCUCAAGAGCGAAGACUGGGACUUUGACGAGGAGGUCGAGCGGGAAUCUGGGCGAGUGGGAGUGCUCGUGAAAAGCAAGUUGGCGAAUGGGAGUCCAGUGCAGGAGGUGAAGGGAAGCAGCGAGGAGCAGGAGAGGGAACGCUGGAAGAAGAUCAUAAAUAGGCAUAAAGAACUCGCGGAGAAUAUGCAUUAUAUGUUGUCAUUGACUUCUGCGCCUACCCUUCCCUCUUCCCUGCGAAAUGUUCCCAUCAAAUACAACCUCAUUAUUCGUCUAUGGACACAUGCAUUCCACAAACCGCUCGAAUCCCUCCGCAAAGCGGCCAAUCCACCUACAUCUUCUCGCGUUGCUCUCGAACACCUUCAGGAUUUUAUUUAUUAUGCGUAUACAUUCUACACUUGCCUAUUCGAAGAACGUAAUCUAUCGGCUUUCCGAGGAGGCUGGGUCGAAGCUCUGGGCGACCUUGCUCGAUACCGUAUGGCUGUCAGCGUCAUGGUCGACAACGCCGCCGCUCCCUCUCCAAGUGCACUCCCCGCCCGCGUCACCACACUUUCCGCUUCCAAUCUCACCCCACGUCCACCGACACCCCUCGGUAACGGCUCGGCAGUGUCCGACAAAGCCGCCUCGCCUACCCCUGCCCCGCGCAUUGACGACUCUCAGGCUGCUUCCCAACUCGAGGCAGUCGUACCGGUUUCAAACAUCAAGCAGCAGCAAGCAUACCAACCUAGCGUUGGUAUACUUGCUGCGCGCUUGAUGGAGUUGGACCCGGAGAAGGAGAGAUGGAGACAAAUCGCGAGGGAGUGGUAUGCAAGGGGCCUUGCUGCUACGCCUGGUGCCGGGAAGCUUCACCACCAUCUUGGGCUUCUGAGUCGAGACAAAGAUGGUGGUGAGGAGGAAUUACGGGGCGUUUACCAUUUUGUCAAGAGUUUGAUCACUGUCCAUCCGUUUACUACCUCUCGCGAGUCGAUACAGCCGCUUUGGUCCGUUGCCGCUCAAAAGCGACGUCAAGCUCCGGAAGCUCGACUUUCGGAGCUUUUCGUGCUUCUUCACGGUAUGCUCUUCACGAACAUCCAACUCGACGACUUCAAGGGGAUUCUCUCACGGUUCGAAGAAAAGCUUCUCAUUGAAGGCGAAGUUGUCGAAGAGCGCGAAUGGAUUAUGAUGGCCAUCGUCAAUCUUGGCGCCUUACUUGAAUUCGGCAAGCCCACUGCGGUCCUACGUCGCGUUUCUGGUGUCGGUGGACGGGAUACUAUGCCUGGUGUCCCUCCGCCUUCGAGUCCCGCUAACGGUGUCGCCGGCAAAGUCAAGUUAAUGGCGAAACGAGGCGAAGGCGAGGAGAAAAAGAUGGACGUUGACGACGAAACUGGUCGUGCCGCCGCAUCGCAAACGUCGCCUCUCCUCGCAAACGCCUCCACGACAUCAUCACCCGAGCUCCCGAUUGCAUUCCAAUAUGCAGUGCAGCUCGCGUUUUCGAUGUUAGCUCAAGCCCUUCGGAAACCCACCCGCAAGACAUCUCCAUUUGCUCAACAUAGCCUCAACCCGUAUAUCGUCAUUAUGUUGACUUUUCUGUCAACUAUCCUCAAGGACAGGCACGCGCUCGCCAUCCUUGAACGUUCCAUUCCCUGGGAGGCGCUUGCAACUUUCUUCAACACCAUGUCGCGCCGCCUCCUGCAACGUGAGCAGGACAAGGAACGUAGCGAAAGCGCCCUUCUCCUGACGAGCGGCUGUGCGCCAUUGCCGGAAGACUGGUGUCUCCGCGGUCUUGGAUGGGGUGGCAAGAAAGUCUACGAGCGCGGAUUCUGGGGUAAGGAUGUUGGCUGCGGCGACGAGAAGAACAUCGAAGUCGAAGUCCUGGAUCGGUGCGAAGCCAACGAGGAGAUGAUGGACGGUAUCAUCGAGGAUGAGAACGAAGACGACCCAAAAGCCCAAGUCGACCCGACCCGACAAGCCAUGCAAGGCCGUUGGGUCCGUGCAGCCCGUGCAGCGUUGAAGAUCGGCAAGAUCGUCAAUGGACUGACAUUCGUACCGCCUGUGAAUAAGGACGAUCGGGGCGAGUGGCGUAUUGAAGGCGCGCUCGCGGACAAGGUUGCUCGAUGGGAGGAGGAAGAUAGGCGCGAGCGUGAGGAGGAGGAGCGCCGCCUUAGGGGCACCAAAUGGGGUGAUGAUGAUAGUAUGGACGUUGAUGAUGAGGAUGUCGGCAUGGAUGGCGGAAGUAGCGACGAUAAUGAGGACGACGAGGAUGAUACCGACGAAGUCAAGGCACUCAAGGCACGAUACAGAUAUCUACAGAGUCUUUUGCAAUCGUCGCCGAAUCCCUGGUCUUCGCCUAGGCGCCAACCUCGUGGACGCACUUCUCGAAAAGCUGCCGCGACACGACAAUCUCUGCGUGUCGUUCCAGGGUACACAAUCCUUAUCGUGGACACGAAUAUACUUCUCUCCUCCCUUCCGAUGUUCUCUCGACUUGUCGAAAGCCAACAAUGGACUAUCAUUGUUCCUCUCCCCGUGAUCAUGGAGUUGGAUGGACUCGCUUCGAACUCAUCACCUCUUGGCGAAGCCGCUCUCUCUGCAGCCUCCUCCAUCACCUCGCACAUCCGAAGUCAUUCGAACUCGCUCAAGGUUCAAACCUCCCGUGGCAACUUCUUGCAGUCCCUCAAUGUGCGCACGGAGCUUGUAGAGUUUAACGGCAACGAGGAUUCUUGGGAACGCAAUAUGGACGAUCUCAUCCUUCGUGCGGCGAUUUGGCAGAAAGAUCAUUGGGCUGACCGUUCUGCCUUCUUCAAGCUCGAUAGCGCCCGGGACACCUCCGGGGCUGCCAAAGUGAUCUUGCUCAGCUUCGAUCGGAUGCGUAAGUCGUGUUUAUCUUUGUCAUGUAAUUCACUUUUGAGGGUGCUGACUACCAUAAUCCUUUCUGACAUAGUUCGCCUGAAAGCACGGUCUCGAGAAGUUGACGCCGCGGACGAGCGUGACUUGGCCUCCAUCCUCGCUAUGGGUACAUAAGUCCUUUGGAAGCAAUACUGUACUCUUGACGUCAAACAUGACGACCAAACUACCUUCACCGCCGACCUCUGAUCGGAAAAGGCACUUCUACUCGCUUGCGCCGGACAAAUCUUGGGGCCCAGCCCCCGCCCCUUCUAUUGACUUGAGGCAGGCUUCUGGCUUUCAUCCACAGUGGGCCAUAAAGAUGACGCUGUGGCGUGGAUAGGACUUUUCGGUUGUUAUGGGCUAGUACUAACAGCAAGUGGAUGUAUGGGUUGGGGUAUCUAUUCGGUUUUAGUGUUGUCAUCUUCCAUUCCUUUCUUUUCCUAUCUGGACUAUUCCGUCGACGUUCUCUCUUGUCUGUCCUUUCCGCAUGAGUAUACCCACCAUUCGCUUUCCAUGCACAUACCAAUGUACAAGUACCAUCAUAGCAAUUUCGUCUUGUUGUAGAGUGUAUCUUACUGUAGGCUCUUCGAACCGCACACACUUUCCUUCGCUACACUCCACUCUAUUACUUGCGAACUGAAUGAAUGAACUUCAUCGUCGAUCAAGAUUAGAUCGAGCAUUGCCAGAUUCGAGCGCUGUGCGAAACAAUCGCAGUUUUCUUCAUUCCCAACACCGCUGUUGGUCGGUUUACAGUACUUGC